CGAAUGUGAGAGUUGUGGAUGCGUCGGUUUUCCCGUUGGCUAUGUCUACUCAUCUCAUGGCGCCGACGUACGGCCUCGCAGAACAAGCUGCUAUCAUCAUUCGGGCCGCUCAGAACCCGCCUGGUAGUACCGCUACGAAUGGAUCGUCUGUGGCUAGUAGUGCUACGCCAAGUGCGACGACGAAGACUACGACAAAGACGAGUGGCGCUGAAAGUUUGAGGGGGAAAGGGGCGUGGGCUGUUUGGGUGGUUAUGAGUUUGGUUGCGGUUGUUGGGGUGUUUUGAGAAGGUAGGUGGCGUAAGCGUUUGGGUGUUGAAGGGAGGAAGGAGAUGUAGGUGCUCAGACUUGAAUAUAUGGACUUUAAUUAGCCUGUUCAAUCGGACGGACGUUUUUCCUCAC
Molecule: messenger RNA, 399 nt
Organism: Laccaria bicolor S238N-H82
Lineage: Eukaryota; Fungi; Basidiomycota; Agaricomycetes; Agaricales; Hydnangiaceae
Exons: 2
Coding region: 42-284 (80 amino acids)
Source: RefSeq, a predicted model, not a curated record